GUGCAGGGUGGCCGCCCCGCGGGCAAGCGAGGAGUGUGCGGAGGCCCAGCGCGCGGCUCUCGGGCAGCGGCACUUGCUGCUCUCGUCCUCUGGGGCCGCCCCGCGGAUCGCAGGAUGGACCGAGAGAGCGAAGUGGACUUUUCCAGCCACAGCGUGACCCCUCUGUGGCGGCGACGCUCGGCCCCUCCGCAGCUGCCCGGCCGCAGCAAGCCGAGGCCCCAGUCGUACCAGAGCCCCCGUGGCUUGCUGAUCACCGACUUCCCGGUGGAGGAGCUCGGCCCGCUGCCCGUGGGGCAGACCCCCGCUGCGGGGCCCGCCGCGUCGGACGGCAGGACGGUCCCGAGCAGCCCCCUGCUUUUGCGCCCGCAUCGGAAGGCGCUGCUCAAUGGCCGGACGGCGUCCGCGGACUACGGAGCUGCCUCUCCUCGACCCCGGCGGCCCAAGUCCCCCCAGCUGCUCCCGCAGCCCCCGGCGAAUGGCGCCCCGGCCUCGGCGGCGCUGUCACCGCCGCUGCGGCCCCCGCGCGCCCCGGGCAGCCCGGGGGAGGACCGCCUGGGACCGCCGGCCGGCCCGCUGCCCACGCCCCCUGCGAAUGGCCUGGCUCCCCAAAACGACUCUCCUGGCUCAGGUUCGCCUUCGGGCCGGGCGGCUGGGGACCUCUCGAGACCGUGUCCGGAGCCCCAGCCGAGGUCUUCCGGACAAAAACUACCCGUCCAGAGGCUGCCGUCGCCGGAGGACGAGCUCGCAGACCACCCUUCAGUGGUUUUGAGUACCAACAGCCCCGCCGCCCUCAAGAUGGGGAAGCAGCAGAUCAUCCCGAAGAGCCUUGCCUCGGAAAUUAAGCUAAGCAAAUCCAACAGUCAGAACGUGGAGCCACACAGGAGGCUCCUCAAGGUGCGCAGCAUGGUGGAAGGCCUCGGGGCGCCCCUGGCCCUCGCAGGGGAGGAGGGCGACGUGGAGAACGACUUGGAUAGCCCAGGGUCUCUUAGGCGAGGCUUGCGGUCCACGUCCUACCGCAGGGCAGUAGUCAGUGGAUUCGAUUUUGACAGUCCCACCAGCUCAAAGAAGAAGAACAGGAUGUCCCAGCCCGUGCUGAAGGCUGUAGUAGAAGACAAGAAGUUCUCCAGCCUGGGAAGGAUAAAGGAAAAAAUGCUGAAAGGACAAGGAACUUUUGAUGGGGAAGAAAACGCAGUCCUAUAUCAGAACUACAAAGAAAAGGCCCUUGACAUUGACUCUGAUGAAGAAUCAGAACGCAGAGAGCAGAAGCCAGAGGAAAAGAUUGUGAUCUACCAUAAGCCGCUGCGCUCCACGUGGAGCCAGCUCUCUGCGGUGAAAAAAAAUGGGUUGUUUCAGACUGUGAGUCAGGAGGAAAGAAAGAGACAGGAGGCAAUCUUUGAAGUCAUAUCCUCUGAGCAUUCCUAUUUACUUAGCUUGGAGAUCUUGAUACGAAUGUUUAAAGAUUCUAAAGAGCUGAGUGAUACAAUGACUAAAACCGAGCGGCACCACCUUUUCUCCAAUAUUACAGACGUCUGUGAGGCAAGCAAAAAAUUCUUUACAGAGUUAGAAGCAAGACAUCAGAAUAAUAUCUUCAUAGAUGAUAUAAGUGACAUUGUAGAAAAGCACACAGCCUCCACGUUUGAUCCCUAUGUGAAAUACUGCACUAAUGAAGUCUACCAACAAAGAACACUACAAAAAUUGCUAGCCACCAAUCCCUCCUUUAAGGAAGUUUUGUCACGGAUUGAGUCCCAUGAAGACUGCAGGAACUUACCCAUGAUCUCUUUCCUCAUUCUCCCCAUGCAGAGGGUGACCCGCCUUCCUCUCCUGAUGGAUACUAUCUGUCAAAAAACACCUAAGGACUCUCCAAAGUAUGAAGUUUGCAAACGGGCCUUAAAGGAAGUAAGCAAGUUGGUUCGUCUGUGCAAUGAAGGUGCCCGGAAGAUGGAAAGGACGGAGAUGAUGUACACAAUUAACUCUCAGCUGGAAUUCAAAAUUAAGCCUUUUCCUCUCGUCUCCUCUUCCCGGUGGUUGGUGAAAAGAGGUGAGCUGACAGCCUAUGUGGAAGAUACUGUGCUGUUCUCAAAGAGGACAUCCAGACAGCAAGUAUACUUUUUCCUCUUCAACGACGUGCUCAUUGUCACUAAGAAGAAGAGUGAAGAAAGUUACAAUGUCAAUGACUAUUCCUUAAGGGAUCAGCUACUGGUGGAGUCUUGUGACAAUGAAGAGAUUAAUUCUUCUCCAGGAAAGAACACUUCCACAAUGCUUUAUUCACGACAGAACUCUGCCAGUCACCUCUUUACCCUGACAAUCCUCAGUAACCAUGCAAGUGAGAAAGUGGAAAUGCUUCUGGGGGCUGAGACACAGAGUGAGCGAGCCAGAUGGAUCACUGCUCUGGGACACAGCAGCGGGAAACAGCCUCAGGACAGAACCUCACUGACCCAGGUAGAAAUCAUGAGGUCAUUUACUGCCAAGCAGCCUGAUGAACUCUCCCUGCAGGUGGCAGAUGUGGUCCUAAUUUAUCAACGGGUUGGAGAUGGCUGGUAUGAGGGUGAACGACUUCGAGAUGGAGAAAGAGGCUGGUUUCCAAUGGAGUGUGCCAAGGAGAUAACAUGUCAAGCUACAAUUGAUAAGAAUGUGGAGAGAAUGGGACGUUUGCUGGGACUGGAGACCAACGUGUAACCUCUCAGAUGAUGGUGUUUUGUUACUGUGAGAUUUGCACAGUAGAAUGAUGGGCUGCCUUUACUGUUAAUUUUAUCAC
Jaculus jaculus (lesser Egyptian jerboa) is the source of this 2755-nucleotide messenger RNA. RefSeq names its product Rho guanine nucleotide exchange factor 26 (gene Arhgef26). The record is from RefSeq and is a predicted model, not a curated record. Gene Ontology annotation, biological process: activation of GTPase activity. The transcript is spliced from 14 exons. Gene Ontology annotation, molecular function: guanyl-nucleotide exchange factor activity; protein binding. Bases 115 to 2676 code for a protein of 853 amino acids. NCBI's taxonomy places the organism in Eukaryota, Metazoa, Chordata, Mammalia, Rodentia, Dipodidae.